This is a messenger RNA of Striga hermonthica, 2112 nucleotides long. The record is from the annotation of a GenBank genome assembly. NCBI's taxonomy places the organism in Eukaryota, Viridiplantae, Streptophyta, Magnoliopsida, Lamiales, Orobanchaceae.
AUGAACACGGCGGUUGGGAGGCAGAGAUCCGGUGCGUCGGGGGCGCACCACCAGCGGCAGUACUCCGACAAUUUUAUGGAAGCUUCGUCGAACGGGCGGUGGCUGCAAUCGGCUGGUUUGCAGCACCUACAUUCGUCAAGCAAUGGGGCGCCUCCAGUUCAGGAAUUUGGGUACUUUAAUGGUGGGAGUCAGGGUUCAAGGGUGUACAGGAGUGUGCAAGGCCAGAGGACUUACAGUGGAGACAGCAAUUUGUUUGUCGAGCCAUUGACGCCACCGGAGAAUUUGUGGAGGAAGAAUGGGGAUGACCAAGUUUCGCCGAAUGAGUACAGCCCCGGACUUUUGGAUCUGCAUUCGUUUGAUACGGAGCUACUUUCCGAGGUAUCAGUUCCUGGCCCCUAUGAUGCCCCUUCAAUGAAUCACUUCUCGCGGAGAAGAAGUUUUGACGAUUCUGACCCGUACUUUGGGAACAACAAACAAGCUGGCCGAGCUCGUGCUGUGCCUGAAAGCAAUGUUAUGAAAAGCAUUGCAGCUGAUAAUGUGAAGGCCAGCAAUGUUGCAAAGAUCAAAGUAGUGGUGCGUAAAAGACCUCUAAACAAAAAAGAACUCACAAAGAAUGAGGAGGACAUCAUAGAUACCUAUUCAAAUUCUCUAGUUGUCCACGAGACAAAACUUAAGGUUGACCUGACGGAAUAUGUGGAGAAACAUGAAUUUGUUUUUGAUGCAGUGUUGAAUGAAGAAGUUUCAAAUGAUGAGGUCUAUCGUGAAACCGUAGAACCUAUUGUUCCAAUUAUUUUUCAACGUACAAAAGCCACUUGCUUCGCUUAUGGGCAAACAGGAAGUGGCAAAACUUUUACCAUGAAACCACUGCCUCUAAAAGCAGUCAGGGACAUCCUGAGGCUCAUGCACCACACUUACAGGAAUCAAGGUUUUCAGCUAUUUGUUAGUUUCUUUGAGAUAUAUGGGGGAAAGCUUUUUGAUCUUCUAAAUGAUAGGAAGAAACUUUGCAUGAGAGAGGAUGGUAAGCAGCAAGUCUGUAUCGUGGGUUUGCAAGAGUACCGGGUCUCUGAUGUUGAGACAAUUAAGGAACUCAUUGAGAAAGGUAAUGCAACGAGAAGUACGGGCACCACUGGUGCAAACGAGGAGUCAUCCCGUUCGCAUGCCAUUCUUCAACUGACGAUUAAGAGGUCAGUCGAUGGCAGUGAAUCUAAACCUGCAAGGGUUGUUGGCAAGCUCUCCUUCAUCGAUCUUGCUGGCAGUGAACGUGGUGCAGACACUACUGAUAAUGAUAAGCAGACAAGAAUGGAAGGAGCUGAGAUCAAUAAAAGUUUGCUUGCCCUGAAGGAAUGUAUUAGAGCACUCGACAAUGAUCAGGGGCACAUUCCUUUUCGAGGCAGCAAACUAACUGAAGUCUUGAGGGACUCGUUUGUAGGAAAUUCCCGCACGGUAAUGAUAUCGUGCAUUUCACCAACCUCAGGAUCCUGUGAGCAUACCUUAAAUACCCUAAGAUAUGCCGACAGGGUGAAGAGCCUCUCCAAAGGAAAUAACUCCAAGAAGGAUGUUUUAACUUCGACCGCUAAUCUGAAAGAGUCAAUUGCCCAGCCGUUGAAUUCAGUCCCACCACCAACAUUGGCUGCUGAAGAUGAUAUGGGCGAUUCAUGGCCGGAACAAACUGAUAGGGAAGAAUAUGAUGGUGAUUUCUGUGAACCAGAGAAGCCGACAUGGAAGAACACGAGAGUUGAAUCAUCAUACAGCUUUUCAAAUAUGAACGAUAAAAUGAGGAGAGCCAAUGGCCAGUCCAAGUGGAUGGAGCCUGCUAAGCCAGAGAUAAAACAUUCGAAUUCAGAUGAUAAUCUGAAUGCUUUACUGAAGGAAGAGGAAGAUCUUGUCAAUGCACACAGGAAACAAGUGGAGGAGACAAUGGAAAUCGUUCGCGAGGAAAUGAAUUUGCUGGUCGAGGCCGAUCAGCCAGGUAAUCAGCUAGAUGAUUAUAUCUCCCGAUUGAACUCGAUUCUCUCCCAGAAAGCUGCUGGCAUUCUACAGUUACAAAAUCAGCUGGCUCAUUUCCAAAAACGCUUGAAGGAGCACAAUGUCCUAGUCUCCUCCGGCUAUUGA